This is a messenger RNA of Drosophila subpulchrella, 1793 nucleotides long. RefSeq names its product dolichol kinase (gene Dolk). The coding region runs from base 134 to 1636 and encodes 500 amino acids. Gene Ontology annotation, molecular function: dolichol kinase activity. Gene Ontology annotation, biological process: dolichyl monophosphate biosynthetic process. Gene Ontology annotation, cellular component: endoplasmic reticulum membrane. The transcript has 4 exons. The record is from RefSeq and is a predicted model, not a curated record. NCBI's taxonomy places the organism in Eukaryota, Metazoa, Arthropoda, Insecta, Diptera, Drosophilidae.
UCCAGUGCAUCCAAAACACCAUUCAUUUCCCGAAGUGCGCAGGAAAAGCGUGGGGAUUUCUCCCCACCUUGACCCAUUUGCGGAUACACAGAACACUUUCAGAUUUGGCAGAAGUCAUGUUCUGAGCCACCUGAUGAUGCGGAGCCCAGAAACGGAUAGUGAGCACUCGGAAUCGGGGUUCUCCACGGACAGUCAAUCAAGUGGACUGGGAGGAGUGCACCAUAAGCGACGGAGCACCAGGCGUCCGGAUGUUUUCAGUCUGAAAGCCAUGGCGCCCAGACCCAAUGCCGGACCCGGCGGCUGGUUAUGUCUACUGCUGCCGCUGGCCUUGGGCGUCCGCCUGUUGCAUGAUCCGCCGAAAUGCAGGGAUCAGGCCAGGAUGCAGUGGAUCCUCACCGUGUCCGCUGGCGGCAUGGCCCUGGAAACCCUCUGCUUCUUCAUCUAUGCCUUCGUUAAGACAGGUAUUUUGGUUAAGUGUCUGGUGAGCCUGCUGCCUGGAGUAGUCACCAGUUUGGCCUUCUAUCUCCUGGUGGACACCUCCAUCACCUUCGCCGUAAUCGUGGGAUUCCUGAUGACCUCCUCGUAUCAGCAAAUCUAUAUUUACACUAUGCGAGGCUUUAAGGGAUCCUUCACCUAUGGAGAGGCCUCUGUUUUCGUCCAGGGACUGGUACUCUUCGCUACGAGUGCCAUUCACCAACUCGGCGGGUUUUUGUGCGGCGGUUCCUGGCCAACUGAUGAAUUUGAGAUCCUCAACAUGAUUAUGGUGAACGCUCUAUUUUGGCUGCUGGUGUUCUGCCUGGCUCUCGUCUUGUUUCCAUCCCUGAGAAAACCAUACCGCUUCUACCUGUGGAUGCUGCAGCUCCUGUUGGCUGUCACCUGUAUGCCCGUGACGCGGCCCCUACCUCUGUUGGCCCUGAUCCAGUUCCUCCUUCGGGAUCGCGAUCGCCUCAGCAUCUUGGUUUUCUAUCUGCUGCUGGUUGUGUUAACCUGCAUUACAGUAGCCUGGCAAAUCGGCAGCGCCUCCAAGGCCAACACACGAGUGCGGAAGAUCUUCCAUCUGCUAAUAGUGCUGGUCUAUAUCCCUGGAUUGGUGUAUGAAUGCGCCUUGCUGUACUUGGCCACUGGAGUGGCAUUGGCUGCUUUUGUGGUGCUAGAAAUUCUGCGCCUCCUAAAGGUUCCUCCGUUUGCUGACAGUCUGGCGGAUGCUUUCCGUUCAUUCAAAGAUGAAAAGGACGCCGGGGAAUUGGCUUUGACUCCAUUCUGCCUGCUCAUUGGAUGCUCGAUGCCCAUUUGGAUGACCGCGUGUCCCUGUUCCGGAAGCGAUACGUUGGCCCUGCUCUCGGGAAUACUGGCAGUUGGGGUAGGAGACACUGCAGCCAGUGUAGUGGGCUCCAAACUUGGGCGCAAUAAGUGGGGAAAAUCCUCCCGCUCCUUGGAGGGCACCGCAGCCUUUGUGGUGUCCAUCCUGUUAGCCGUCUGGCUCUUAGAGAUGGCUGGCUUGGUCCCAAUGACCCAAGCCAAAUGGUUCGCUACCAUUUUCGCGGCAUUGAACUCUGCUUUGGUGGAGGCCUUUACCGACCAGGUGGACAACCUGGUGCUCCCCCUGAUAUUCUAUACAAUUGUAGGCAUGGCCUAAUCAAUCUGAUGUAAAUAAGUUAUAAUGAUCGCAUUCCUCGGUGUAUUUAUGUGUAGAAUUCGUCGGUGUAGUUAAGCCUAGAGUUAUACUGUUGGUUUACUUUCAACCAAUAAUCAUAUUAAAAUAAACAGUUUUAAAAACUUAAUGUCCAUCCUAA